GAACGUCGUCGAAGAGAUUCGGCGAUGACCGGCUGGUGGAGGGCCGGGACCGCUUGCUUGAAUCGCCGAUCUCGGCGUUCCAUGUUGGCCUAGACUCACUGUCCCAUGGGAUAUCGCGUGUGACUACAGCUUGUGAACACAGCGUGUGAUCGCAUCUUCGGACUUGUCACGCACUCAUGCCGUAAAGGGGGACGGGGGCGCGAUCACCGAGGAGAGAUGAGCUCGGCUGCCGUCGGGAGGCUGAGAUCCCUUGGAUCCGGAAUCAUCUCAUCCCAGCUGCUGGUGCUCUUGCUAUGUCUCGACAACUGGCUCGCAGGCGUCGAGGCCCUUCGAAUGACAGCACUGAAGAUUCCUCAGCACGUCGUAUUGAAUCAAACGGUCCGGAUGGAGUGCAAUUUCAACCUGGACCGAGAGAGCCUUUACUCGGUGAAGUGGUACAAGGACGGUCACGAAUUUUAUCGCUACGUGCCCAAGGAACAACCCGACGUUCACGUAUUUGCGCUCGCAGGCGUCUCAGUCGACAAGCCCAGCUCGUCGGAACGAGCGGUUGUGUUGAGUCGAGUGGACGGAGAUAGCACCGGCCGUUACAGGUGCGAAGUGUCUGCCGAGGCGCCGGCCUUCAACACCGUCUCGGAUCACGCCGAUAUGACUGUCGUUGUGCUGCCGGAGCGAGGGCCCAUAAUUACCGGGGGAAAACCGAAAUACCAGGCAGGUGACGUUGUCCGCGUGAACUGCACGUCCGCCCCGUCGAAACCACCUGCUCUGCUGAUGUGGUACGUCAACGAGGAACCGCGUUUGGUAGUGAAACAUAGUCGAGGCUAUGCCAUUCGUGUAUUCAUUAGUGCCAUUAAUUACGAGACAAGCGAGACAAUAUGUCUACUAUUAUCUGUCAGCCACUUUGUCCUACUCUGCCACAAAGAACAAGAAUUAGUUACCGAACUUAUUUUCUUAUUAUAUUUCGAGAAAUUAGUACCUCAAGAAUAUAAGAUCAUAUCCACUAGUGAUAAAAUAAUCACCUAA
Molecule: messenger RNA, 1020 nt
Organism: Ceratosolen solmsi marchali
Lineage: Eukaryota; Metazoa; Arthropoda; Insecta; Hymenoptera; Agaonidae
Product: pregnancy-specific beta-1-glycoprotein 1-like
Exons: 6
Coding region: 217-1020 (267 amino acids)
Source: RefSeq, a predicted model, not a curated record